AUGGACCCCGUCUCUGCUGUUGGCUUGGCAUCUUCCAUUCUCACCUUCGUGGAUUUCGCUUGGAGCCUGCUCGGAGGUGCAGUGGAAAUAUAUCGCUCAGUUGACGGGACUCUUGACGAGAAUGCGCGUCUCGAUGAUGUGAAAGAUGACCUUGACUCAUUAUCUGAUCUACUGGGCGUGAAACCUCCUUGCAAAACCAAAGCUGAAAGGAGGAUCGCCAGGAUCGCGGAAGACUGCCGGGAUGACUCCAACACGCUUCGAGACUUGCUCGCAGAGAUUGCAGGUGGCAAGAAUAAACGAGCCUUCUGGCGAAGUCUGAAGGCGAGUUGGUCGAGCAUUAGGAGUCGAAAAGAAAUCGCCGAUUUGAAGGUUCGGCUGCAGGAGUACCGCUCAGAAGUUCUCCUCCAUGUUACAAUGCUCCUGAGAGAGGAGCAGUCGAGCCUUGGUCGAGGGAUCGCCAAGAUCAAAGAUGACUGCUCCCAGCUGAGGAUCGAGUUCAGAAAUCAAAUCACUAGCACACAAGAUGAAAUCUUGGAUGCCAUAGAAGCUUUGAACGGAUCCACUGAUGAAGCGAAUUUGACGAGUGAAUUCUCUUUGGUAGAUAUCUCGAAAUUGCUUCUCGAGAUGCAAGCUGAAAUUCAUAAAACACACCUUCAACACCGAGUUCUUCGUCAGCUUGUUUAUGAAAACAUGAAUUCACGCGCCUAUCAGAUCCCCAAAGCUGCGCAAGACACUUACAAAUGGACUGUUGAAGAUGGUCCUGUCGAAGAAUUGGAUCAACGCAGACAUGCGUGGCAAGUGUUUCUUGAAUGGCUGAGGGUGGGAGACAAGAUUCUUCAUGUCUCGGGAAAUGCCGGAUCGGGAAAAUCGACCUUGAUGAAGUUUGUCAGCCAGCAUGAACGAACUAAGGAAGAGCUCAAGGCAUGGGCGGCAUCGAAGACACUGAUAUUUUGUGUGUUUUACUUUUGGAAUCCAGGAUCCAUGGCGCAACGCACCCUUACGGGGCUUUACAGCUCGCUCCUUUUUCAAGCGCUCACCCAAUGUCCUGAACUCAUGGAAGAAGUAUUUCCUGUGCAAAUUAGGAGAAUGGAAACCUCCACCGGAGACGCGAUGGUGGAGAGAAUUCAAGGCUUUGAUGAAGAUGACAUCGAAGAAGCCUUUAAUUUACUUCUGAGCCGAGCUUCUCCAGACAAUUACCGGCUAUGCUUCUUCAUCGACGGCCUUGACGAAUGCAAAGGCAACAAGCUUCAGCAUGAGGAUUUGGCAAAGAUGUUACAAAGCUGGGCCAAUUUAGAAGCCGUAAAGCUUUGUAUCAGCUCCCGGCCGUAUUCGGAAUUCAUGGGGCCGCUCGCACUUCCCGGGAACAGACAGAUCCAGCUGCACGAGCUCAACAAGUCUGACAUCAGAGCCUAUUGCCUCGACCGUUUGGGAAAGGAUGUCGACGCUGAGAAGAGAGGCAAACUAUGUCGAAAAUUGGUUGAAAAGGUCCUUGAGCAAGCACAGGGCGUUUUUCUUUGGGUUCACCUAGUGAUCGACAUUUUGCUCAUGGGAUUCCGCCAGCACGAUCCCGAUUCUGUCCUUCUGGCCCGGCUCGAAGCAUUGCCAUCCGAUCUGGACAAGUUAUACGCGAAGUUGAGAGAGUCUAUCGAGACUGACAGUAUCCAGAGGACGAGGUCAAAUCGGAUGCUCCUACUUGCGACACACAGUCCUGGUCCCUCAAAUUUGACGGCUAUGGCAUUUUCCUGGCUGGACGAAUGUGACCAAGGCGGCUUGAUGAAUCCCAACUUUCCGCCAGCAAGUGGGCUAGAUCCAUACUCCGAAGACGAGAUUUCCACAAGACUCGACCACGUCACAAAACAGAUCAAUGGGCUCGCGAGAGGAUUUCUUCAAACCUAUACAGACGGUCCUUUGAACGAAGGACAGACAGGAAGGCUCUUCAGAAUCAGGGUUCAAUUUUGUCACAGAACCGCCCGGGAUUAUCUACUUCAAACUGAAGACAGGCGCCGUGCCAUGCUCAGGUCGUUUCCAAACUUUGAAAAUUCUCACUUGUAUACAAGAAUCUUUCUUGCAGAAGUUAUUCACGGCGGCCAUUCAAAGAAUCCUCAUAGUCUUCGUCAUAUCUUCACGCCUCUCGAUCAGUCAGUCCGCCAGAACGCGGACCCUGACUUGGUUAGCAAAUUCGACCUCCCGGUUCAAAACUUGGAGCCGCCUCGCAUGCUCAGACUAGUUCAAAAUACCCUUUUAAUACCACCGGUGGAAGGCCCAGCAAAAGUCUCAUUCAUAGCAUUUGCUGCAUACUGCGGGCUCGAUCGUUUCGUCCUUCGCGAAAGUACCAGAGACAUAACAGAGCUCAACGAGACAUCUGUGAGCUGCAACAUCCUCUUAGCAGCGUUGAGCGGGGAGCAUUACAAUCUGGCUUUGGCGUUGUUGAACUUGGGCAAGGGAAUGACCCAGCUGUGCGGAGUAUCUGAAAACAAUGAGCAGAUACGCUAUGCGCAGACACUGGUUCCCCUCAGGGAAGUGGAUAGAAGCGUCUUUGGAGGUAAUGAAAUUACUUUCGCAAUCCAGGGCCAGUCUGAAUAUAUCGAAUACGAGCUCGACUCGACGGCGCAGAGGUUGUGA
Messenger RNA from Diaporthe amygdali, 2622 nucleotides. RefSeq lists its product as uncharacterized. The coding region runs from base 1 to 2622 and encodes 873 amino acids. The transcript is spliced from 4 exons. The record is from RefSeq and is a predicted model, not a curated record. NCBI's taxonomy places the organism in Eukaryota, Fungi, Ascomycota, Sordariomycetes, Diaporthales, Diaporthaceae.